AUGGCAAUGGACGCCAAAGAGAUCGAGCUCCGCGGCAAAGCCAUCGGCAAGGCGGUUCAAGAGGGCGAACCGAGCGCCUCUAUCCUCAAACUUCUCAAUGACUUGAAGACUGGCGUGCACGCGACUGAGGAUCUUUUGCGCUCCACACGUAUUGGUGUCACGAUCAACCGUCUGCGCCAACACAAGGACCCCGCAGUGCAGAAAUUGGCGACCGAGCUUGUUUCAAAGUGGAGGGAUGAAGUCAAGAAGAAGCAGCAGCCGAAGAAGGAUGGUGCUGUAAAGGUAGCCGCGAACGGCGGAGCAGCAUCGUCGCCCGCUCCUCCUGCUUCAGGCACCGCGUCUCCAGCUCCCAGUCAAGCCAAGAAGAAGCACGAUGUACCUGCCGAUAAGCGCAACCACAAGACAGACAACGUCAAGUACCAGGUCACUGGCAGCGAGGCACGCGAUGCUUGUGUCAGGCUGAUGUACGACGGAUUGGCCUACAUGAGCGAAGCAAUGCCGGACGAAAUCCUCUUGGUCGCAAAGCAAGUCGAAGCCGCAGCCUACACCAACGCCGGUAGCGUAAACGACGGAUACAAGGCCAAGAUGCGCUCUCUAUUCCAGAACCUGAAGAGCAAAUCGAAUCCCGCGCUCCGCAAACGUGUUCUCACAGGUGAGGUGCCCGCCAAGCGAUUUGUCACCAUGACACACGACGAGAUGAAGUCAGAUGAGCGACGAGCCUUGGACGAGAAGCUCAAGGCAGAGAACAUGAACGAGGCCAUGGUGGCACAGGUGGAGAAGGCCAUUUCAAAGGAGUUCCAGUGUAGCAAGUGCAAGAAGAAGAUGGUCAGCUACAGUCAGGCACAGACUAGGUCCGCCGAUGAACCGAUGACGACGUUUUGCGAGUGCAUGAACUGUGGUAAUAGGUGGAAGUUCUCCUAG
This is a messenger RNA of Pyrenophora tritici-repentis Pt-1C-BFP, 921 nucleotides long. Its product is annotated as RPB9, DNA-directed RNA polymerase, subunit M-Transcription elongation factor TFIIS. Gene Ontology annotation, cellular component: nucleus. Lineage: Eukaryota; Fungi; Ascomycota; Dothideomycetes; Pleosporales; Pleosporaceae. Gene Ontology annotation, molecular function: zinc ion binding; RNA polymerase II transcription regulatory region sequence-specific DNA binding. The record is from RefSeq and is a predicted model, not a curated record. Gene Ontology annotation, biological process: regulation of mRNA 3'-end processing; DNA-templated transcription; transcription elongation by RNA polymerase II.